Messenger RNA from Phacochoerus africanus (Common warthog), 2646 nucleotides. RefSeq names its product potassium voltage-gated channel subfamily D member 3 (gene KCND3). The record is from RefSeq and is a predicted model, not a curated record. Bases 228 to 2009 code for a protein of 593 amino acids. NCBI's taxonomy places the organism in Eukaryota, Metazoa, Chordata, Mammalia, Artiodactyla, Suidae. Gene Ontology annotation, molecular function: protein binding; A-type (transient outward) potassium channel activity. The transcript is spliced from 5 exons. Gene Ontology annotation, biological process: potassium ion export across plasma membrane; protein homooligomerization. Gene Ontology annotation, cellular component: neuronal cell body; membrane; voltage-gated potassium channel complex.
CUUCGCCGGCGAGGAGGAGCGGCGCGAGCGGCGACUGCUGGGCGCUUCCCCGCGCUGCUGGGUGCUCGGCGCCUCCGCGGCCCCCGGCUCCCGGCCGCAGCUUCCUCGCGCGCGCGGGGCGCGGGGUGCGGCGCCCGGGGCUCGCUUAGCCGAAGGGGUCGCUGAACUAACUCCAGGCUGGUGUGCGGGCCUGGCCGAGCAGGGGGCACCCAGGAGCUGGAGUCACCAUGGCGGCCGGCGUCGCAGCCUGGCUGCCUUUUGCGCGGGCUGCGGCCAUCGGGUGGAUGCCGGUGGCCAACUGCCCCAUGCCCCUGGCGCCGGCCGACAAGAACAAGCGGCAGGAUGAACUGAUCGUCCUCAACGUGAGCGGGCGGAGGUUCCAGACGUGGCGGACCACGCUGGAGCGCUACCCCGACACGCUGCUGGGCAGCACGGAGAAGGAAUUCUUCUUCAACGAGGACACCAAGGAGUACUUCUUCGACCGGGACCCAGAAGUGUUCCGCUGCGUCCUCAACUUCUACCGCACAGGCAAGCUGCACUACCCGCGCUACGAGUGCAUCUCCGCCUACGACGACGAGCUGGCUUUCUACGGCAUCCUGCCCGAGAUCAUCGGCGACUGCUGCUAUGAGGAGUACAAGGACCGCAAGCGGGAGAACGCCGAGAGGCUCAUGGACGACAACGACUCGGAGAACAACCAGGAGUCCAUGCCCUCGCUCAGCUUCCGCCAGACCAUGUGGCGGGCCUUCGAGAACCCGCACACCAGCACGCUGGCCUUGGUCUUCUACUACGUGACUGGCUUCUUCAUCGCCGUCUCGGUCAUCACCAACGUGGUGGAGACGGUGCCCUGCGGCACGGUGCCCGGGAGCAAGGAGCUGCCGUGCGGCGAGCGCUACUCGGUGGCCUUCUUUUGCCUGGACACCGCCUGCGUCAUGAUCUUCACGGUGGAGUAUCUCCUCCGGCUUUUCGCGGCGCCCAGCCGCUACCGUUUCAUCCGCAGCGUGAUGAGCAUCAUCGACGUGGUGGCCAUCAUGCCCUAUUACAUCGGCCUGGUCAUGACCAACAACGAGGACGUGUCCGGCGCCUUCGUCACGCUCCGGGUCUUCCGCGUCUUCAGGAUCUUCAAGUUCUCCCGCCACUCCCAGGGCUUGCGGAUCCUGGGCUACACCCUGAAGAGCUGUGCCUCGGAGCUCGGCUUUCUCCUCUUCUCCCUCACCAUGGCCAUCAUCAUCUUUGCCACUGUGAUGUUUUAUGCAGAGAAGGGCUCCUCUGCCAGCAAGUUCACGAGCAUCCCGGCCUCUUUUUGGUACACCAUCGUCACCAUGACCACCCUGGGAUAUGGAGACAUGGUGCCCAAGACGAUUGCGGGGAAGAUCUUCGGCUCCAUCUGCUCCCUGAGCGGUGUCCUCGUCAUUGCCCUCCCGGUCCCUGUGAUCGUUUCCAACUUCAGCCGGAUUUACCACCAGAAUCAGAGAGCUGAUAAGCGCAGGGCACAGAAGAAGGCCCGCCUCGCCAGGAUCCGUGUGGCCAAAACAGGCAGCUCCAACGCCUACCUGCACAGCAAGCGGAACGGACUCCUCAACGAGGCCCUGGAGCUGAUGGGCACCCCGGAAGAGGAGCACGUGGGCAAGGCCACCUCGCUCAUCGAGAGCCAGCACCACCACCUGCUGCACUGCCUGGAAAAAACCACUGUGAGUCCCAGCCCAGUGCCACCUCCUGUCUCCUCCCUGACCCCUGACCCUUGUCUGAGGUCAGAACUGACAGAGUGGGAACUCGGUACCCCAUCCUCAGCCUGGGCCCAAGCUUCAGAAGUCAAAGUCCACCCCCCUCAGAUCCAAAGAGCAGCGAUGAGGUCCCUCUCAGCCCUCAGGAGGAAGAGCGCAAGGAGGGGGACAAAGUCACCCUGGUGGGGAGGCCAGCCUGUCCUGCGGUGGCACAGAGGAGGCUGCUCCCCCAGGCUUUCCGCUCUGGCUUCAGUCCCCAGAGCCCAUUUCCUAGUUCCUGAGGCCUGACCUCUGCCUAUCAGUUUCUCGGUUCUGAUGGGCGUUGCUCUGCAAAACUAGGGCUGCACUUACACAGAUUGCUAUGGACGCAGAGAAGGCUGUCCAUUUUUGUCCUACCUCCCGGUUAGGGGGAUGCAAUCUGUGGGUCCCUUUGCUCCCUCCAUUCCUCUUGGAACAGGAGGCAGUGAACAAAGAGGGCAGCACAUGUAUUUCUCUAGCCAGGGAUUUUUGUCAGCGCCAGCCCAUCUUAGCCACCCUGCAGGUCCUGGGAAUUUGAUUCCGAAAGGCUUAUUGUCAAAAUAGAGUCAUGGGGAGUUCCUGCUGCGGCUCAGUGGGUUAAGAAUCGACUGCAGUUGGAGUUCCCGCUGUGGCUUAGUGGAAACGAACCCGACUAGUAGCCAUGAGGAUGCGGGUUCGAUCCCUGGCCUCGCUCUGGCAUUGCCAUGAGCUGUGGUAUAGGCCACAGAUGCACCUCGGAUCUGGCAUUGCUGUGGCUGUGGCAUAGGCCGGCAGCAAUUCAAGUUGCUGCGGAGGCACAGGUCCGAUCCCCAGCCCAGAACAGUGGGUUAAAGGAUCCGGUGUGGGUUGCAGCUGCAGCUCAGAUUCAUCCCUGGCCCAGGAACUUCCAUAAGCUGUGGGUGGGGCC